GGACAGGGGCAGCUGUGAAGGCAGUGUUUUGAAUAAAAUGGUCUCUGGCUUCUCAGGGUUCUCACAGGGGGAACAAAUGUGAUUGCCUUUGGGUCUAGCCAGAGUUCAAAGUGAAGUAUAGUGUGAUUAGCCUCCACUGUUACAAUACACUAUAGUGAAUGGGAUAUAACUUUACUGCUUUCUAAAGGGGCUUUCUGUGAGCUGGAAAGGAAUAAUGGAUGCCAUAAAAGGAACCAUAAUUCCACAGUUUUUCUUGAUGAACAUACUGAGAUAUUCAAGAUGGGCAGCAAUAGUACCAGCACUGUUGAGAGUAAUUGCAAUGCCAUUAAUGUGACAUUUCAGAACUCUCUGUAUGCAACCACCUACAUUUUCAUAUUCAUCCCGGGUCUCCUGGCUAACACUGCAGCCCUGUGGGUUCUGUUUCGCUUCAUCAGCAAGAAGAAUAAAGCCAUCAUUUUCAUGAUCAACCUCUCAGUGGCAGACCUUGCUCAUAUCCUGUCCUUACCUCUUCGGAUUUACUAUUAUAUCAAUCGUCACUGGCCAUUCCAGAGGGCCCUUUGCCUGCUGUGCUUCUAUCUGAAAUAUCUCAACAUGUAUGCCAGCAUUUUUUUCUUGACCUGCAUUAGCCUCCAGAGGUGUCUCUUUCUUCUCAAGCCAUUCAGAGCCAGAAACUGGAAGCGGAGGUACGAUGUAGGCAUCAGUGCUGCUGUCUGGAUCAUUGUGGGGACUGCCUGUUUGCCGUUUCCCAUCAUGAGAAGUGCUGGCUUAGCUAAUAACACAGACUCAUGCUUUGCUGAUCUUGGGUACAAACAGAUGGAUCCAGUGGUUCUGGUCACCAUGAUUACAAUUGCUGAACUUGCUGGAUUUGUGAUUCCAGUGCUCACAAUCGCAUGUUGUACCUGGAAAACAACUGUAUCCUUGAAACACCCACCGAUUGCCUUUCAAGGGAUUAGUGAGAGGAAAAAGGCAUUGCGGAUGGUUUUCAUGUGUGCUGCAGUCUUCGUCAUCUGCUUCACUCCUUAUCACAUUAACUUCAUUUUUUACACCAUGGUAAAGGAAAACAUCAUUACCAGUUGUCCCAUUGUGAAAAGUGCCAUGUAUUUCCAUCCUUUUUCACUGUGCCUUGCAAGUCUCUGUUGUCUUUUGGACCCGAUUCUGUAUUAUUUCAUGGCUUCAGAGUUUCGUGACCAACUAUCUCGCCAUGGGAGCUCUGUUACUCGUUCUCGUCUCAUGAGCAGGGAAAGUGGUUCAUCCAUGGUUAGCUAAAAUGAGAUAAUUCUUCAGUUAGGAUUCUCUUUACCUAAUGUUCUGUGGCCUCGUCCAAAGGCAGGAAUUGCCAGGCAAAUUAUUUCUUUAACUGAACCUUGGAAAUAGAAGAAAAAGUUUUCUUAUGUGAUAGUUGUGGUCUCCACAGAUGAAGAAAGCACAAUGUGAAAAAAUGUGGGAGUAAAAAGAAAAAUAAGAUCCAUGUGCUUCCAAUUUAAAAUUUAUGACAUUCUAUUAGUUACAAGUCUCAGAUCAAGUUCAAGUUUUUAACAGAUGUUUCCAUCCAAAUAUAAAUUGAAUGCAUGUAUUUACAUUUGUCUUCUGUAAAUAGAAUAGUACUGAGUUCCAAGAUGUAUAUUAAUCUUUACAGAAAAGUAAAUGUCCACCAUGGAAUAAUUUUAUUUCUGAAUGAAUGAAAGAUUUCAGUUCUUUCUAAAACAUUAAACAGGGACAAAGUGACACAAAGGUUACAAAAAUGCGUGAAUGAAUUUUAGCACUGCAUUCUUGCUACUGAAUGCAGGGCAUGAAAAUGCACUCAUUGGAUGUUUAUAGAUGUUUAUUAUUUUCUAGGUUGGCAGUUUGCUAUGUAUUUUUACAAAGAACAUCUCAUCUUACUUUUUCAAUACAAGUGACAAUAAAUGUGGAAAUUACAAAUACAAAUGAAUAAAUGUAACAGCCGAGAGGUUAAACAACAUGCCUCAGGAUUAACAGUUAAGUAUACAUGGCAUAUGUUUAUAUUAUUGCCUCUGCUUAUAUUUUUAUAUUAAUUAAGUCAAUACCAAGUUUGAGUUUAAUGAUGAAGACACAAACUGAAGAUAAGCAUAGUAGGUAUAGAUAAUUUUAGCCCAAUGUUCUUGGGCUCAUCAAUAAAUCCAUAUGUUGAGGAUUAGCAUGAUACUGGUUAGAGUCUUCUAUGAUAAAUAUAUUGUCCUAUUAGUGUAAUCAUCUGUAUAGUCUUGAUGAGAAGAAACUUAGUAGUUCAUUAUUUCAAAGUCAAUUUUAUGGCUUAAUAUAAGCCAUGCAAAUCUCAUAAAAUAGAAAGCUAUGAAACUGAGCCACAUUUUAGAAAAUGUAGGUUUCCUCUUAAAAAUUCUCCAUUAAAAAUACAGUAUAUGCCACUAAAUAAAAUCUCAAGGGUUUUCUGAUAUCAGAACUCACACAAUUGCACUAGAACCAGAGAAAUAUUAUCACAUUGUGAAUAAAUAUGAGAGAAUUAUUUUUUUCUGAAAGUUACAGAUAAUAUUUUAAGUGUUUAUAUAGAUGAUACAAAUACAACAGACCUCUUACCUUUUCAGAUUGACAAUUAACUGGUAUUUUAGGUCUGAAAUUAACAGAGCAUAGACAUUUGGGGUGCAGGCAAGAAAAGGAAGUGGUAGGCAUGCAUUUGUGAAGAUUAAGGAAGAGGAAGGGACAACAAAAGGAGGAAUUAAAAAAGAACAUUUGUUGGUUUUCUUUUGACCAUGAGAUAGUUCUGUAAUUAUAAUGUAAUAAAGUUUUUUUUUAAUUGGAGCUAUGUGUGAUUUAUUAACUUGAAUCUGUAAGCACUGCUUUAAGAGAGUUGUUAAUGUGCUUGGAAUUACUGGUAACAUUAUCACAAUAAUUGUACAGAGCAUAUCACUCUAAAGAGAAGGUUUUUUAAAAAAAU
Molecule: messenger RNA, 2911 nt
Organism: Rattus rattus (black rat)
Lineage: Eukaryota; Metazoa; Chordata; Mammalia; Rodentia; Muridae
Gene: P2ry10
Product: P2Y receptor family member 10
Exons: 2
Coding region: 280-1266 (328 amino acids)
Biological process (GO): positive regulation of Rho protein signal transduction; phospholipase C-activating G protein-coupled receptor signaling pathway
Cellular component (GO): membrane
Molecular function (GO): G protein-coupled receptor activity
Source: RefSeq, a predicted model, not a curated record